AUGUUGCUCUCAGGUCAGAAGCACGGCUUCGCAACCGUCGUCGCCUGCAUUCUCUGCUUCCUGGCUGGAACCGGUCUCGGCCAGCGGCCAGCAAACGCGUCGGUGUGUGACUAUUACGCACAGAAACGGUCCGGCACAAACACCAGCGACUCGCAGCAUGCCCUGGUCCGCCGCAUCGUGUCGCUCGCCUUCGAGGGCGGAUCCAAGCUCGAGGGCCUCCCGACACUGCUCACCGGCAUCCUGAGGCCCGGCCGGAUCAACGACGUCGACAUCUCCUUGCAAACAUACUUCAACGGGUCCAGGCCGUCCACCAACGUCAACAAUGCCGGGAUUGGCGUCAACUGGCUCGACGAUGGAGGGACUGAGAAGCUGGCCACGUACCUCGCCGGCGAUCAGGAGGAUCUCGUCUUCAGCAACAGCACUAACCAAUUCAAGCUAUUUGGAAAUUUUUUUGUCGUCUUCAGUCGUGUCUUUGGCUGCACUAUCCCGUUCCAGUCUCUCCCAAACACGUCCGGCCCGAUAUCACUUGCAUACGCUCACAAAUUCAUGAACCUCGACUACAACCAGCUAAGCUACUUCAUCACGCAGCUCACGCAAGCUGGCAUGUUCUACGGCUUCUCGGCCCAGGAUGCCGAGACGAUCAAGACGAGCCUGAACGCGCGGUACAACGUGCGGUGCGCACCCGCCGUGACCUUCUCCCAGGGCGGCACACCCCAGCUCCUCAGUCUGUGCCAGAACCCGACGUGUCCGCUGGCGGCGCCCGUGAGUGACUGCGACGCCUACAACAACCUGACGGCAAACGGGGUGCAGAACAGCAACCCCACCAGCAUUACGACAUCCGCGACAUCGUCGGCAACGAGCUCGACCUCGACCUCUUCCACACUAACCUCGUCGACCUCCACAGCUUCUACGACUGCGCCAGCUGCCGAGGCAAGCAAGAGCGACAGUAGUAGCAGCCUGAGUACAGGCACCAUCGCGGGCGUCGCCGUCGGGGGUGCCGCGGUUCUCGUGCUCGCCUUGGCAGUACUGCUCUUCUUCUUCAAGCGGCGGCGCGGCAAGACACCGCCGUCAACUCCAGCCGCGCCUGCGAGCAGCACCGCGGACUGGGCAGCGGGUCAGCAGGCGUUCUCGACGCCAACGCUGCAGCCGGGAUCGCCGUACUCUCAAAAGGGCCAGCACUUGUCGUACUACUCGCAAGGGACGGGCCCACCGCCGUCGCAGCAGGGCGACAUCAGCCGCAUCGGCAGCCCGCAGAUGGUCCAGCACGGCAGCUGGCAGCACCCAGUGGAGAUCGACACGUCGGACCACCACUUCACCGGGCCGCCUGUUGAGAUAGACAGCAGCGCAAAAGCACCCACCCCGCAGCCGAGCCCGGGGCCCGAUGGAGGACACCAACUUGGAUAUGGUGGAGGUCAAGGACCUGCGGCGCCGCAACAACCACAACAGGGGUAUGGAGGACAACAGGGGUAUGGAGGACACCAGGGAGAGGGCUACGGGUCCCAGUACCAGGCGUACCGCCCGCAGUAG
Lasiosphaeria miniovina is the source of this 1527-nucleotide messenger RNA. RefSeq lists its product as uncharacterized. NCBI's taxonomy places the organism in Eukaryota, Fungi, Ascomycota, Sordariomycetes, Sordariales, Lasiosphaeriaceae. The record is from RefSeq and is a predicted model, not a curated record. The coding region runs from base 1 to 1527 and encodes 508 amino acids. The transcript has 3 exons.